Molecule: messenger RNA, 2994 nt
Organism: Aspergillus melleus
Lineage: Eukaryota; Fungi; Ascomycota; Eurotiomycetes; Eurotiales; Aspergillaceae
Product: putative RNA-binding protein
Exons: 4
Coding region: 1-2994 (997 amino acids)
Biological process (GO): post-transcriptional regulation of gene expression
Cellular component (GO): cytoplasm
Molecular function (GO): mRNA binding
Source: RefSeq, a predicted model, not a curated record
AUGGCCUUCAAGAACGGACUUAGUGAACGCCUCGAUGAGUUGCGAUUCCCUUCUCCGCGCUCGCCGCCGUCCGAAUCCCCGUUCCCUGGUUAUACGUCGCUUUCCCCGGGCCAUUCCAACUUCGUGUCCGCCUUUUCGCGUCCGUCGGGUGAUGUCCGUGCCAACCUCCAACGCCGAUUCACCACGGACUCUAGUAAACUGUCGUCAUGGAGCUACCUGAAUCAUCUUGGAGGAGCGCCCCAGGCUCCGGAUCCGUUAGACCUGUUGUCAUCGUUCGAAAAGAAACGCCAGCACAUCGAGUACAUGCGAGAGCAAAAGAGGAGGUUUGAAGAGGAUAUGAAGCUUCUUGAUCUGCAACACGAGAAGGAAAAACUUGAGAUGGAUCAGCUUGCACAACGCCUGGCCAAGGCUGGCAUAUCUGGACCUGCAAGCGAGCCUACGACUCCUCCAGAGACUCGUGAAAAUGGCUUUCCUGGUGGCUUCACCCGCCCGACUCGCUUUUCCACGUCCAGCGUCACUUCAUCUCCUGGAUUCUUCAAUGUCUUUGCUCCCUCACAAGUGACCAGCCCCCCAGGCCAGGCAGACAAUACCGCUUCUCAUACCUCAGCGAACCGUUUUUCGGUUCACUCUGUCCCAGGGUCUCGCAGAAACUCUGAGAUGGAAGACUUUGGCCAGGAGCCUGCUUCACCUUUCCGUCCAGGUCCUUCGAUCCACCGCUAUUCAAUGCCUUCAGCGGGCUUGGGCUCGCAGAUUCGCCCAAAUACCUCGAGUUUCUCCAACAACUCUGGUCUUGAGUCCUUCAACGCAGCCAAGUUUCUCUUCAAUGACGACGAUAGAGCUACUCUCAAAGAAGAGGAUCGGAUCCCAACCCCUGACAUCAAGAGCUAUCUGAAACUCACCGAUCCUGACGACAAAUUCCCAACUCUGUCUCGCAGAGACGAUUCGGGCUUGUUGUCUGCAAACUCGGACGCGUUGGAUCUUGCAAACUCCAAGACUCCUAACCCGGAGAAUUGGAACCAUAGUCGGCAUCGCACUUCUCACCAAAGCAUGCCACAAAACGCGCUCAACAUGUUCCGACUCGACCAGAUUGGUUCCAGCGAUUCCAACGCCAACACAUCGAAUUCGGCGAAACACGCUGCCCGACACUCUCUGGAAGCCAACCUUCUCUACAACUCGGAAGGAAGUCACGAAAGCAUGGCGUCGAAUGCUGCUUCAGGCCGGCCUAACUCCCUCCAGUCGUCUUACUCGACAAAUGACCUGCCCACCGUCAAAGGAGAUGGGUUUAACCCGGCUAUCACGCCUCCCAAAACACACGCUGAACAGAUCCAUCAGCACAACGCCAGUCUGGGACGGAUUCCAUCUGCUGCCACCACCCCUCGCCAGCAGCGAGACUCCCCGGAGCGGGACGACGCGAAGCUAAACGGUGCUCGAGCUCAGACAACUGCCCUUCAAGCGAACGCGGCUCCUUUUGGGCCCCAAGUUGCAGCCACAGCCCCCGGAACGAGCCCUACCACGCCUGCGCCGGCGACUGGUUUCCAGCCACCAUUUUACGGCUAUGGUCUCCAGACCUACAUGGGAGCCCCAGUACCUGUUAACGGACAGAUGCAGAACUAUAGUCCCAAUGCCUCUUAUGGCGGGUACCCCCCCUAUGGAAACUUCCGGCUCACCGAGAAUCCACCCAAAGGAGCUUCGUCUCGCCGAGCCACCGAAAGUGACUCUGCCCAGCUUUCACGCUUCACUAACUUCCCCCUUGAGCACUACCGGGGAGAGCUGUAUGGACUCUGUAAAGACCAACAUGGUUGCCGAUACUUGCAACGGAAGCUAGAGGAGCGCAAUCCGGAACACGUGCAAAUGAUCUUCGAAGAAACCCAUCUGCACGUUGUGGAGCUGAUGACUGAUCCGUUCGGUAACUACCUAUGCCAAAAAUUGCUUGAAUACUCCAACGACGAACAGCGCACGGCGUUGAUCAACAAUGCGGCCCAUCAGCUCGUCAAAAUCGCCUUGAACCAGCACGGCACCAGGGCGCUGCAGAAAAUGAUUGAGUUCAUCUCUACCUCCGAACAAACGCAGACAGUGAUCCAGGCUUUGCGAGAUCACGUCGUCGAUCUAGUUCAGGACCUGAAUGGCAAUCACGUUAUUCAGAAGUGCCUGAACCGUCUCUCCGCCGAUGAUGCCCAAUUCAUCUAUGACGCCGUUGGUGGUAACUGUGUCGUUGUUGGAACCCACCGUCAUGGGUGCUGCGUCCUUCAGCGCUGUAUCGAUCAUGCUUCCGGCGAGCAGCGAGCUAGGCUCAUUGCCCAAAUCACCUCCAACGCUUUUGCACUGGUCCAGGAUCCCUUUGGAAAUUACGUGGUACAAUACAUUCUUGAUCUGGCCGAGCCUCACUUCACCGAGCCACUUUGCCAAACUUUCCGAGGAAACAUUCCGGCCCUGUCCAAGCAGAAGUUCAGUUCCAAUGUGAUCGAAAAAUGCCUUCGGACUGCAGAGUUCCCAAUCCGCCGUCAGAUGAUUGAUGAGAUGCUGGCAGGCGCCGAGCUCGAAAAGAUGCUCCGUGAUUCCUUCGCAAACUAUGUUGUACAGACUGCUAUGGAUUUCGCGGACGUCGAUACUCGAACUCGGAUUGUGGAGUCUAUUCGCCCUAUUCUGCCGUCCAUUCGCCAGACUCCUCAUGGACGCCGUAUUGCAGGUAAAAUGAUGGCUUCCGAGGGUUCCGGGAGAGGAAGUGCGUCGACAAGUGGACAGGCGACCCCGAACGAGAUGAACUCAGCGCAGCUCCCAGGACCUUUGCAGAAACCAUUCUUGUAUCAACAAAACCCUUUCCCCAUGGGCUCCCAGUUUGGGACUCAGAACUUUGUUCCUGCUUCCGGAACUGGUUCCGCUUCGAACACCCCGUCCGGUGGACCAAGCGAAAAUUCUUCAGCUAUGUUCCCACCUCCUGUUCAACAAGCCAACGGCGGCCUUGGUGCGCAGGGCCCGCUGUAUGCAUACUUUUGA